UCUUUUUUCGGCAAGUGUUGUAUAACCGUUACAGUGAUGUUGUUCCAGAAUGCAAGUUACGUUUUGAAUAAUUGUCUUGCAAUGUUUCAUAGCGAAGCUGUUCAUUAACGCAUGAUGCAAGAUGGGUGUGUAUCUGGGAUUUAUUUUGUGCAGAAAUAAGUCUCUGGUGGUAUGUAUAUUCAUAAUGUUGGUGCUUGGAUGCUUAAUUGCUUUGAUACCAAUCACGCCGAUGUUUGAUGACUGUCUGGAUAAAAAAUUAAGUGGUUUAAAUGAACGUAAAAUCAAAGAAAAGGCGUACCAAAAAGAGUACGACGAAGGUAAACAUAAACUAGCUGUACUCGUUCCUUUUAGGGACCGGUUUGACGAACUUUUGGAAUUUGUCCCCCAUAUGCACAAGUUUUUGAAAAAGCAGAAUGUAAAUCAUCAUAUAUUUGUUUUAAAUCAGAUCGACAGUUACCGAUUCAACCGUGCAGCGUUAAUCAACGUUGGAUUCCGAGAAGUGUGCCCGCAGUGUGACUACAUCGCAAUGCAUGAUGUUGAUCUUCUCCCCCUUAAUCCACAACUAUCAUACGGCUAUCCAGAGAAAGGCCCAUUUCAUGUUGCGUCGCCACAGCUGCAUCCUCGCUGUAACUACUCAACAUUUGCUGGAGGAAUACUGCUAAUUAAGAGAGAAGAUUUCCAAAAAGUUAAUGGAAUGAGCAAUAAAUAUUGGGGCUGGGGUUUAGAGGAUGAUGAAUUCUAUAUUCGCCUAAAAGAAGCAAAGCUGCAAAUAUCUCGUCCACUAAAUGUAACUACGGAAAAAACCAAUACAUUUAGGCACAUGCAGCAUGAUAGUGUAAGACGGAAACGUGAUAAGACCAGAUGCUUCAACCAAAUACAGUUGACAGAUGAUCGUGUUUUGGAGACUGGUUUGAACACAGUGUCUUAUAAUCUUACAGAAAUUAGAGAGAUGAGCAUUGAUGGUGAUCGAGCUACAGUUCUAAACGUGAAGCUCCACUGUGAUAAGCUACUGACUCCGUGGUGUGAAUGUAACUCUAGCAAUCAGUCAGCACAUUAAAUCUGGGUAGGUA
Messenger RNA from Schistocerca cancellata (South American locust), 1070 nucleotides. RefSeq names its product beta-1,4-galactosyltransferase 7-like. Gene Ontology annotation, molecular function: xylosylprotein 4-beta-galactosyltransferase activity. The transcript has 5 exons. NCBI's taxonomy places the organism in Eukaryota, Metazoa, Arthropoda, Insecta, Orthoptera, Acrididae. The record is from RefSeq and is a predicted model, not a curated record. Gene Ontology annotation, biological process: proteoglycan biosynthetic process; carbohydrate metabolic process. Bases 122 to 1057 code for a protein of 311 amino acids.